Molecule: messenger RNA, 3218 nt
Organism: Suillus discolor
Lineage: Eukaryota; Fungi; Basidiomycota; Agaricomycetes; Boletales; Suillaceae
Product: WD40-repeat-containing domain protein
Exons: 4
Coding region: 75-2978 (967 amino acids)
Molecular function (GO): protein binding
Source: RefSeq, a predicted model, not a curated record
UGCCAUGCGUCUUUGUGCCAGGCCGCAGGCGUCGUACCCUAGAACCGUAGGACGUCGGGAACGAAACUACCAGCAUGUCUGUCUCGGACGUCAAGCAAGAUUUUGGGCCAGAAAUAUCAAUGUCACGUCUACCAGAUGAACCCAAAUCUCUUCCGUCCAAGUACUUCCUGGGGCAUACCGACCCAUUAACAUGUGUAGCUCUUUUUCCAGACAGCAAAAUGAUCAUUACUGGGUCCUAUGACCGUAGGAUUCGCCUUUGGGAUGUAGGAAGUGGUCAAGCAAUAGGAGAACCCCUUCGAGGACACAAGGUUUCAGUCAAUGUGAUUGCCGUUUCGCCCAAUGGGACGAUGUUCGUGAGCGGAGGCGGGGACGGCAGAAUUUUAAUAUGGAACGCAACGACGCGUAAUUUGGCAACAGCGCCCAUUCAAGCACACUCGAACAGGAUCAACUCCAUUUCCUUCUCUCCCGACAGUGCUACCAUCGCCUCCAUAGCAGGCACAAUAAUCAAGAUAUGGGAUGUGGGCACCGCGAAGCUGAUCAUGGAUAUCAAGUCCACGACCUCCGAACGCCAAGUUGCGUUCUCUCCUGAAGGUAGCAGAAUUGCUUCUGUAUCCCACCUAGCUCCAGAUCAGCAAAUGUUGCGAAUUUGGGAUGUGAAGACGGGAAAACCAGCAGCAGUCAACCCUAUCGCUGGGCAUACGGGUGGGCUGUUGUCUGUGGCAUGGUUCCCCAAUGGACAGCGUCUGGUCACUGCAUCGCUCGAUAGAACGAUCCGUGUCUGGAUCUCGGAGACUGGUCGUCAAGAAGGACAUUCACUUGGUGGCGAUGCGGCCUGGAUGGCUGACUACGUCGCUGUCUCUUCUGACGGGAAGCUCAUUGCUGCUCUUUGCGGAGAUCAAUCUAUACGACUCUGGAAUGCUAUUACCCUUGAUCAGAAACUCGUGCUCCAGCAUGCUGAACCGGUGCUCUGCAUGGCUAUUUCAGCUGAUAUCCGUUUUAUCGUUGGUGGCUGUGGCGACAAGAAAUUGUGUCUAUGGAACAUCGAAAACAUUACGCAGGAUGAGCACAACUCAAGACCAUUGUCGACCCUUGGGCCGGAGAAGCAAGAAGACUCGGCACCCGACUCAUCACUCCCGGAUCAGUCUCCAAUGAACCUCAUGUACCCAGAGGUACAGAGUGGCCCUGAACAAACUGUGUCGCAGGCCGUAAUCACAUCCCAUGGACCACUCCCUCUGGAGCCUCCUACGACAGCCAAGGAAGAUACAGAUCCUGUAGCUUCUCCCGCGGAGCACAGCCAUUUCCGAAAGUGGUGGAGACAGGCCUUCAAUUUCUGGAAUGCUGGAAAGCAUUUGUCGUCUCAACAGAGAAUUGCUGAAAUCGAGCCGCGCUCCGACGAGAUAGAAAAUGUAAUUACGAACCAAGGCCAAAGUCCUGCUCAGGAUAUCCUGGACGAGUUCAAUCGCUAUGUCAUGAACGAAAUUCCAAUUCAUCUGAUCUAUCUUCCGACAAUGGAACUCGUCGGACGGAACUUCGUGAAGAAUCAUUUCCAGGAUCGCAUCAAGGAGAUUACUGAAGAUUUGGUAGUCGAAGCUCAGGCACGCUUCGUGCCGCCGUUGACGAGAGAAAAAGUCGUCCCGACUCUUGUCCGGCGCAAAGUCGAAUAUGGUAUUCUCUCCCAUCGGUGGCUAGAUUCAGGAGAACCUUCAUACCAAGAUAUGAUGGAGAGGAAGCUGUCUGGCAGCUCGGGCCCUUCGAAUGUCGGAUAUUUGUUGUCCAACAUAACGUCUCGGCCGAAGGACGGUCGUCAUACAUUGCACACCUCGCACAGUGAGAACAAAGUGCAGAGCCCUGGCUACAAGAAAUUGCAAAAGUGUUGCGAAGAGGCCAGACGUCUUGACCUACACUUUCUGUGGUCAGAUACAUGCUGCAUUGACAAGAAUAGCAGUGCGGAGCUUGACGAGUCGAUCCGGUCAAUGUUUCGGUGGUACCGGAAUUCGUCCAUCUGCAUCGCGUAUCUCGGGGGGACAACUGUCAUUGAAGACUUGAGAUUGGAAGAGUGGUUUAUGAGAGGAUGGACUUUACAAGAACUUCUCGCGCCCAGGAAGAUAAAAUUCUUCAACAAGGAUUGGCAGCGACUGACCGAUCAAGACGACGACAAGGAAGAGGAUACCCCUCUCAUGACGGUCCUGCAAGAAGUUACUGGAAUUCCUGAAACAGAACUCAUCGAUUUCGAACCCACUCCUCACUAUAUUGAUAAGCGGAUGACCUGGGCUGCGCAACGAAUAACUACGCGGGCAGAAGACGUUGCUUAUUCGCUCAUGGGAAUGUUUGACGUCAGCCUGCAAAUCGCAUACGGAGAAGGUGGAGAGCGCGCAUUUGGGAGGCUCAUUGAAGCCAUCAUGCAAGCUGGCGGAUAUUCAUCGGUGCUCAACUGGGCAGGAGAGCCGGCCAAACAUCAUGCAUCAUUUGCUCUUCCCGCAUCGCCAUUGAGCUAUGUGGGACAUCCCGACAUUGUCUCGAUAGGUCGACUUGACAUGAUGUUGACCAGCAGGGGAUUGCGUAUUCCGUUGGUCAUUGUACCACUUGAGAUGGCUAAACCCGAAUUUGAUGGCCACCCCAUCAUAAAUCCCAAAUUUUACUGCACACACCAUGGGAUUGGCGAGGUCAAGAUCGACACCAGAGGUUACAGGUUCAAAGCAAUGUUCAGAGAGUAUGCACUAGGCAUAUUCCACUAUAUCCCUGCAGAGGACUCGCAAAACCCAGGUCUUCCUAAACAAGUGGCAGCUUAUCUCCUGGAAAGAAGUGAGGUGAAUCCACAGGAAGAUAUACCGGUUGGACUGUCACGACAGUAUCGCUCUUUCGAGGAUGGGUGGAGAAGGGUACCCACCGGAUUCAUUUAUGUGGAACUUCCCGGUGUACCUGAUUUUGCUUCUUUGUGGUACAUUGAUCGCACCUGUCUGGAAACCGUUUACUUGUAGGAACUUUUUCGACCAUGCGAGCAUUAUAUAUAACUUGAACUUAGCUGUAUGUACGUGGUACUGUUCUGUGCCUGAACCCCUUUCAAGUCGCGAUAAACUCGGACUUUCAUAAUUACUACCUAUUUCAUGCUGUGUUGGCAGGCUGUCUUGCACUGCAGUGUUGGGGUACGCCGUAGGGUCGACCCGACUCGACCGUUCUCUAAACUCCCGAAUAGGAACUUUUAGAAGAAAGCUUGACCC